AAUAUGAGCGAAUCACGCAACAUAGAAGAUCUUUUACAGACGGGCUUCUUCACAACCUCUAGGGCCAAAACUCCCAAGCAUUACAGACCUAGCACGGAAGCUCCGGCCGUUCCUCCUCAUGUCUCCAGCAUCUCCAAUAUUACCCGACCGGCCUCCAACCCGGAUCCGCUGGUACCCAGGUCCUUCGACCCGCCAUUGAGGCUCACCCGUCGCAAACACUUUCCGCCCCCGCCAACCGUCGAAGAUGAGACCGAAGCGCUCCAAAAAGAGCACGGCAGCGCUGCCUCACUCGUGAGCGACACCGAGCCUCCAUCACGAGGUGACGCCGAUCAAUACCCCAUCAUAAUGGAGGUACACGAACACAAUCCCGAACGCCGAUUCGUCCUGGUACCAAAGUCUGCGAGCGGGACAGAAGAUGAAGAUUCGUCCGACGACGCCAAAGCACGCGCUGCCGAACUUUCGCGCCAUGCGAAGUCUGAGACCAAGGGCGACUACGGAGCAAACUACGAAGCGAACACUGGCAGAAAAUACCGGGCGCCUCCAGUCGAGGACCUGAAUCAACACAAGCGACCAGAUCUCGAAAAGAAAAAGAGCAGACAAGAGCUUCCACGCAUUGAGACUGAUGUUAAGGACGAGGAGACCCGGCCUCGGAAACAUGAACGAACAAAAUCUGCGACUCGCGUGGAGCAACAACCUGCCGAUUACUUCUCACCAAAGGAGGACAAGAGACAGCCCAAGGAGCCUCUUCUCUCACCACAGGUGAUCAAGCACGCAACAGGUGGGCGCGAAAAAGCCUACUACGACUACUCGCAAUCUGGUCGGAAUGGUGCACCUCGGCCCCAGAGAAGCCGUUCGAAUCUGGCCGAUGAUAGCAGAAAAUUCGACGACAACUACACACGUCAAAACGCAUCAUCAAACCCGCCGCCGACGCGUCGUUCCAACACUAAUAUUGACUCUCCUCCCAAGGAGUCGAGGAAGAAGGAUCCUUCGCCGCCCUAUGAUCGCUUGGACCGCGACCGCGAGCGUGAACGUGACCGCGAACGUGAGCGUGAGCGUGACCGCGAUGGUGGCUCGAAGAGGACAUCGAAUUCCAAGCGUGAUACUCCACGACGCAGAGAUGACAGUGGCUCCAGCAGUAGCGAUUACACGCAAACUCCACGAACAGCCAAUAUUCGGCGGAGAAAGUCGAUGGUUGAACAAGAAGACAAGGACAUAUUGCUGAGCCCUGUCCAGCUCAAGCCAUCUCAGUCGGCCAGAUCGAGAUCGAGGCCUCCCCCGGCAGAAGUUGUGAUGCCAUCUCCACGAGUCUCCACAAAGUCGUUUGCUGACGACAUUCCGCCUCCUCCUCCGCCUCGAUCCUCACAAACAUUUCCGGUGACAAGGGAGCCCAGGGAUAAUGGAGAUAUCAAGGAGAAGUCUGUUCCAUACCCUGAUGACGACCUACUGCCUAGAGUAAGCCGCCUUAGCGUCCGCGAUUCCGAGUCGCGUCCCUCGAGAGCGCGAUCAAGGUCUCGGGCAUCUACUUUCAACAACCCAGUGAUAGUACCAGCGGUCAUGCCUGCCAUGCCUGCUCCUGCUGGACCACGGAGCCCUACAGAAAAAAGACGAUCGCCUGAGAGAAGGGCCAAUUUAAGUCAAACAAUUCCGCCAAUGGAGGUGUGGCCACCAGCCAAAUUUGACCCGACGAAGAGCGCACCAGCCGUCGACGGACCGAGGGGUAGCUACCGACGAUAUUCGCACGAUGCAGACCGCGGUGGCGUGUCUGACUUUCCCGAUUGCCCUCGGAAGAAGGGCAUUGUAGGCAAGGCUGAUUGGCUUAGUCUGCCUAGGUGCGACAACUUCAACAUCUGUCCAGACUGCUACAACGGAGUGUUUCUCAACACCGAAUUCCGCAAUGACUUUAUGCCCAUGUUGUUCCGACCAAUGGACAAGCCAAUUGCCUGCGAUUUUGGCUCCAUUGGGUGGUAUCACAUUGCGUGGUUGUUGACGUUGAAGAAUCGUUUGACGGACUUGCGCCUAUUCUAUCAGGUCGCCAAUGUUACCAGCAAGGCGACAAGCAGCAUUCAGCCCUGCUCAGGAGACCGUCGAAAUACCCGCGUUUGGUACUCGAUCAAGAAUCCGUAUACGCAGACGACGAUGCCAGACUUCACCGUCUGUUACGAAUGUGCCAAAACCAUCGAAGCACUACUUCCCAACCUGAUAGGCCUGUUCGUCACGCUCCACCCCACGGCACAGCCCACGAGGAGCGUGUGCUCGAUGCACUUUAAUCCUGAUCGAAAGCGUUUCGUGAUGUAUUUCGAUGCACUUGAGACGACCUCAGAUGUCGCUCUCGCAACAACCCAAGCGCCCAACAUCGCGAAGCUUGUGACAGACAUUGAAAACCUUUCCGUGUUUGCAGAGUGCUCCAAGGACAACCCAGUCUAUGAUCAAAACUGGCACGUCAUGCAAUUUCUUCCCCAGUUCACCGUCUGCGGUGACUGUUUCGACGAGGUGGUGGCGCCUCAACUGAGAGACGGCAACGUCAUUGCGAGGAACUUUUAUGUGAAGCCACAACGCUUAGAAGAGGCGUCGUGUCAGCUGUAUUCUAUCAGAAUGAGGGCCGUCUUCGACAAAUCAUGCCGUCGUAAUGAGCCCAAAUAUCUCGAGACCAAGGUGAUCGAGCGGCAAAAGAUGUUCACGGAGACGUAUAAGAGGAUGGCAAAACUAGAGCAGGAGCGGACGCAGUGGGCGCGAGAGGAGAGCAAGAAGCUACUCGAGGAAUGGGAAAAAUGGGAAUGA
Messenger RNA from Colletotrichum acutatum, 2778 nucleotides. RefSeq lists its product as uncharacterized. The record is from RefSeq and is a predicted model, not a curated record. The transcript is spliced from 3 exons. NCBI's taxonomy places the organism in Eukaryota, Fungi, Ascomycota, Sordariomycetes, Glomerellales, Glomerellaceae. The annotation marks the transcript as partial.